GUCUGGUAGACUCGUCCCUCGCUCUCAGAGGAGUAGCUCUGUUCGUUCAUUGUCAUUGUCUUCGUCUUCUGGGCGGAGAAAUGAGGAUUGUGCCGCUUGCCUCACCCUUCAUGGAGAUUGGAGUUCUCCUCUCCGACUGGUGGGACGAGAUCAACGACUCUUCUGGAUGGCAGGACGCCAUUUUCUACUUCCUCUGUGCUGCUUAUGCUCUCGUUUCCUCCGUAGCUCUGAUUCAAUUGAUAAGAAUUGAAUUAAGAGUGCCUGAAUAUGGUUGGACAACACAAAAGAUUUUUCAUUUGAUGAACUUCAUUGUCAAUGGAGUACGCGCCGUUGUGUUUGGAUUUCACCAUCAAGUUUUUCUGUUGCAUCCGAAGGUAUUGGUUUUUGUGCUAUUGGAUCUGCCCGGACUGCUGUUUUUUUCAACAUAUACUCUUCUUGUCCUUUUCUGGGCAGAAAUUUAUCACCAGGCAAGGAGUUUACCAACUGAUAGGCUCAGGAUAUUUUAUAUCGCAAUAAAUGGCGCCAUAUAUUUUAUCCAGAUUUGUGUUUGGAUAUACCUCUGGAUAGACGAAAAUAGAGUGGUGGAAAUUGUUGGAAAGAUAUUUAUUGCAGUUGUAUCAUUUAUGGCUGCAUUAGGCUUCUUGCUCUAUGGUGGAAGAUUAUUUUUCAUGCUGAAGCGCUUUCCUAUUGAAUCUAAAGGGAGAAGGAAGAAGCUUCAUGAGGUCGGAUCUGUCACUGUCAUAUGUUUCACCUGCUUUUUGAUCCGAUGCAUAAUGGUCUUUCUAUCUGCAUUUGAUACAGAUGCAUCUCUAGACGUUUUGAAUCAUCCCAUUCUGGACUUGAUCUACUACCUGCUGGUUGAGAUCCUGCCUUCAGCUUUAGUCCUCUUCAUCCUUCGCAAAUUGCCCCCCAAGAGAAUAUCAGCCCAAUAUCACCCUAUCCGUUAACCAUAUUGCAUCCUGGAUCUUAUUCUAUUCUUUUGCCAUUUGGUUAUGAUUUUAAUGAUUCUCUAGCUCUGGUCCCAAAAAAAAAAAAGAGGUUCUGUGGUUAGAUGCCGCUGAAGCUUCGCAGGAGAAGCAGAUGCAGACAAACUGUCCAGCCAAAGUUCUAUGGAAAUAUUGAUACGUUGUGGGUGCAGUCUUCUGACAUGUGUAAUGUACAGCGAUGCCGCUUGGAAAUGAUAGUUUUGGUUCAUUUUGUUAGGCAUUUCUUUUUUCUUCGAGGAGGGAUUUUUUAACCGGGAGUAAGAAGGUAGGGUGGGGGACUUGGGGUGAAGGAAAAUAGGUGUAGGUUGUUUUCAGAGUUAUAAUACCAAGUGGUAACCUGGAACUGGAAGUUAAUGAUGCAUCCAUUCUUUUCCCGUU
Neltuma alba is the source of this 1364-nucleotide messenger RNA. RefSeq names its product tobamovirus multiplication protein 1. The record is from RefSeq and is a predicted model, not a curated record. The transcript is spliced from 11 exons. Gene Ontology annotation, cellular component: plant-type vacuole membrane. Bases 81 to 947 code for a protein of 288 amino acids. NCBI's taxonomy places the organism in Eukaryota, Viridiplantae, Streptophyta, Magnoliopsida, Fabales, Fabaceae.